Messenger RNA from Brassica oleracea var. oleracea, 999 nucleotides. RefSeq names its product protein AE7-like 1. Gene Ontology annotation, biological process: iron-sulfur cluster assembly. Bases 1 to 396 code for a protein of 131 amino acids. NCBI's taxonomy places the organism in Eukaryota, Viridiplantae, Streptophyta, Magnoliopsida, Brassicales, Brassicaceae. The record is from RefSeq and is a predicted model, not a curated record. The transcript is spliced from 6 exons.
AUGUGUAUUGUAUGUGACACCGAUAACGGGUGGCGUCUAGUGAACGAGUAUGAGUACGAGUCUAAGUGUAAAGGAAUGAGAAACACUACGAAGUAUGUAAGAGACAUAAGAGAUCCGGAACACCCUUACUCCCUGGAGCAACUAAGUGCUCUGUCUGAAGACUCCAUCACCCUCAAUGACAAGCUUAAUCGCGUCCUGAUAACGUUUACACCGACGAUACAGCAUUGUAGUAUGUCAACUAUAAUUGGUCUGCGUUUGAGAGCUAAGCUUAAAGAAUGCUUGCCCCUCCACUAUAAGGUUGAUACCAAAGUGUCUCCCGGUUCUCAUGCCGUUGAACAUUCAGGCCACAUGGGCAAUUAUCCAAACCAAAUAAAAUCAAUGAAGCAUCUGCAAUAACAGAGGAAGAUCUGCUUAAGAUACCGCGAGGAGAGCGCACAUUGUAGGGUCUAAGGCUGAACAGACGUGUGGGGGUCCAAUAUUUAGCAGCGUGGUUGACAGGAUCAGGAUAUGUCCCACUCUAUAACCUGAUGGAAGACACGGCUCCAGCUGAGAUAAGACGUGUCCAGAACUGGCAAUGGAUUAGGUAUGAAGUGGAGUUGGACGGAGACGGGCUUGGAGUUAGGGUGAACAAAGAGUUGUUUGGGAGAGUUGUGGAAGAAGAGAUGGAAAGAAUCGAGAAAAAAGUUGGGAAAGACAAGUUUAAGAAAGGAAUGUAUAAGGAAGCUUGCAAGAAGUUUACAAAGCAGUGUACUGCAAGUGAGCUUGAUGAUUUUCUUACACUUGCUGUUUAUGAUCAUAUUGUAGCUCACUACCCAAUCAAUGUGUCAAGGCCCUGAGAGAAGAAAAGAAGAUGCUAGGGAGAGAGAGAGAGAGUUUGAGAUAUGAGUGUUGUGCUUUUGUGUUCUAUCUUUGUUUCUCAUUUGCUUUUUGCGUUUCUAAGUUUCUAUAUGUCGGUAUAUUGGCUGAACUUGAUGUUUUUAUCUCCAAUAUGAAAUAAAU